GAUGACCCGCUCCGCCAGUGGCUGUCGGAUCGGCCGGGAUUUCUACAUGAACUGUUGCGGUCCGAGGGACGAGGAGAGUACGCGGGGGAAGAGAUUUGUAGCAGAUGUUGCGUGUCCCCACCAACGCACAGGUGCAAAGACUGCUUCAGCAGUCGCCUGUACUGUUGCGGGUGCAUGGUUGAAACACACCGCAAGCAUCCGCUUCACAGAAUGGAGCGCUGGAACGGAACGUUCUUUGAGCGGGACGCGCUCAAGAACAUGGGGCUCGUUGUGCAGCUCAACCACCCCCCGGGGGAGCCGUGCAUGAAUCCGAAGGCUGCAUGGAAGGGGAACUUCACGGUAAUUGAUGUAACCGGCAUCCACAAUGUCCACGUCAAUUACUGCCAAUGCCAGAAGCGUAUCAGGCGCUUUCAGCAGCUUCUACGCGCGUCUUGGUACCCUUCGACAACGUCUCGCCCGAAGACUGCAGCCACCUUCAACGUACUAGAGCAAUACCAUCUCCUGUCAUUCGAGUCCAAGGCUUCGGCGUACGAGUUUUACUCGUCCUUAGUUCGUAGAACAAAUAAUAUGGGUGUCCCGCUUUCUAAGGACCGCUACGAUCAGUUCCUGCGGAUGGUUAGAGAGUGGCGUCACCUCAAGUUGCUCAAGCGCUCAGGAAUCGGGCCAGAUGCUCCACUGGAUGACCUCCCCGAGGGUUCGUGCGCUGUCACAUGCCCUGCUUGCCCGCAGCCUGGCCGCAAUCUUCCCGAGGGCUGGGAGAAGUCAGGAAAACUCCGAUGGCUAUAUUCAUUGUUCGUCGCGAUUGACGCGAACUUCCGCCUCAAGCGGAAAGACCACUCUAAGACUGCGUCGGAUCCGCCUCUGGGCAGCGGGCUCAGCUACUUCGUGAAGGACGGGCCCUACCAGGAUUGGCUGACCUCCAGCGCACAAGAUACUCAGGAGAAAAGUUCAUGCUCGAGUCAUAAGGCGGUGAAUAUGGCUAACUCAAAGUUUACGCAAGGACUUGCCGUUACUGGGGUCGCCACCGUAGACUGUGCACGACACGGAUUUAAGCUGCCGUGUGGGGUAGGGAAUUUGCUCUGGGGAGAAAGACAAAUCAACAUCGACUACAUCGUAUUCUCCGCCCUCCGGUUCACAUCAGUCAAGGAUAUCAACUUCUCGUACGACAUUGCUUGUCAAUGGAGCAAGAAUCUCUGGUCCCGAGUCGCCCGCCUCCCUUCAUACCUUUCCUUCAACCCCGUCACCAAGUUCAUCCGGUUCUUUGUCCCGAAGUUCCAUCUACCCGCCCACGUCGCUUGA
This is a messenger RNA of Coniophora puteana RWD-64-598 SS2, 1299 nucleotides long. RefSeq lists its product as uncharacterized. The annotation marks the transcript as partial. The record is from RefSeq and is a predicted model, not a curated record. The transcript is spliced from 6 exons. NCBI's taxonomy places the organism in Eukaryota, Fungi, Basidiomycota, Agaricomycetes, Boletales, Coniophoraceae.